GUCGUGAGCCGGGGAGCGGAGCGGAGCAGCUUCCCCGCGUGCCGCCGCGCCAACGCGGCCGCCCCCCCCCCCACCCCCAGCCAGACGGGACGGGACGGGACGGGACGGGACAGAAGAGGCGGGCGGACGGACGGACCGACGGACGGACGCGGCGACAGGGAAAAGGGGAGCCAGCGGGGACACCCGGCACCGCUCCGCGGGGGGAAGCUGAACCUGCCCAGCAGCAGCAGCGCCGGAGCCGGCGGAGAGAGCUGCUCCCCCCGCCUCGUCCUCCUCCUCCCUCCCCAAUCCACCCCCGCGACCCUGGUCCUCCUCCUCCUCCUCCUCCUCCUCCUCCUCACCCCACUGGAUACAGCGAGGGAGACACUGCGGCGGAGGCGGCGGCGGCGGCGGCUCCUGCGGGGGGAAGGAAGCGCCCGGAGAGCGGAGCGGCGGGAGGCUGCGGAUCUGCGUGCCUGGCGCCCACCCAGCCCGAGGGGAGCCCCCAGGAUGCGGCUGAAGCCCGGCGCGCUCCUGCGCUUCUACAGCCUCUGCGGGAUCCUCGUACAAGUGGCUGCUACAAAGAGCAAAGCUAGAGGCAGCCAAGGGCAGUUUCCACUUACACAGAACGUCACGGUUGUUGAAGGGGGAACAGCAAAUUUGACCUGCAGGGUCGAUCAAAAUGAUAACACCUCCCUCCAGUGGUCAAAUCCAGCUCAACAGACACUGUACUUCGAUGACAAGAAAGCUCUGAGGGACAACAGAAUUGAGCUGGUCCGAGCUUCAUGGCAUGAGCUGAGUAUCAGUGUCAGUGAUGUGUCUCUGUCGGAUGAAGGGCAGUACACCUGCUCUUUAUUUACUAUGCCUGUCAAAACUUCCAAGGCUUUUCUUACCGUUCUUGGUGUUCCUGAGAAGCCACAAAUUACUGGAUUUACCUCACCAGUUAUGGAGGGAGAGAGGAUGCAGCUAACUUGCAAGACAUCUGGUAGUAAACCAGCAGCUGAUAUCAGAUGGUUCAAGAACGACAAAGAAGUUAAAGAUGUUAAAUAUUUAAAAGAAGAAGAUGCAAAUCGUAAAACAUUCACGGUCAGCAGCACACUGGAUUUCCUAGCAGAUCGCAAUGAUGAUGGCGCAGUUGUAAGUUGCAGAGUAGAUCAUGAGUCUCUAAACUCUACACCUCAGAUAGCAAUGCAGGUUCUAGAAAUACACUAUACACCUUUAGUUAAAAUAAUUUCUUCCAAUUCAUGGCCUGAAGAAGGACAAUCUAUUAUUUUGACUUGUGAAUCCAAAGGAAAACCAGUGCCAGAACCAGUACUGUGGACAAAGGAUGGUGGAGAGCUACCAGAUCCAGAGAGAAUGGUUGUCAACGGCAGGGUCCUAAGCAUCAGUUUCCUAAACAAAACAGACAAUGGCACAUACCGAUGUGAAGCAAAAAAUCCUAUUGGCCGAAACAGCACAGAAUAUGUCCUGAUAGUACAUGAUGUUUUCAACACUUUGCUUCCCACUACUGUCAUCCCCUCCCUUACCACUGCAACAGUCACAACCACUGUAGCCUUAACAACCAGCACAACCACAUCGGCAACAGCCAUCAGCACCAGAGAUCCAAAUGCUUUGGCUGGACAGACCGGACCUGACCAUGCUCUUAUAGGAGGAAUAGUGGCUGUAGUUGUCUUUGUAACACUAUGUUCUAUAAUUCUCCUUGGUCGAUACCUGGCAAGACAUAAAGGAACGUAUUUAACGAAUGAAGCAAAAGGAGCUGAAGAUGCACCUGAUGCCGACACAGCCAUUAUCAAUGCAGAAGGCAGCCAAGUCAAUGCAGAGGAGAAAAAAGAGUAUUUCAUUUAGAUGCAGAGCUAGAAUCUUGGAGUUUUACUUAUCAGGCUGACUGCUGGACAAAACUGGCUAUCAUUUCUCCGAAUUCAUUUCUGCCAUCUUCUGCUAUCUUUAUUAACUCGCAUACCUGCUAUAAGUAGCCAGUUUAUGCCAACAAUCAGCUGCUGACAUCAUCAUUCUAUAAUUACAGUAUCAUGCGUAAAGCAGGACAUUUCUUAUUGCCUAAAAUUCAUAUCCACUGCUCUCUUAACAUACAGUGCUUGAAUAUACAGCCUUAACAAUGUUAAUCAUCAUCUUAAUCCAAGUUUUCUACAUUUUUAAAUGUUACGCAGCUUUCUUCUUUUUCAGUUUUCUUUUAUCAUGUCCCUACUAGUGUGUCAUAGAACAAUAUCCAUAACAAGUACUGUUAGGUAAGGACCUAAUUUACUUACAUAAAAUGUUAAGUCUAAGAUUAGAGGUUUACAAAGAAUGUUUUAUACAUGUCUAUCUAUGAUUCAAAAAGCAACUUGUUUUUGAAACAUACGCCCUAGGAAGAAACACAAACUGAAAUCUUUUAGUAUAGUUUCAUGUACGCUUGGAAUUGGUGGAGAAAAACUAUCAGUCCACUGAAUUUUUUGUUUUGUUUUGUUAUGUUUUAAAUGGUACCUUGACAACAGUGCCAUGUUUCAGUGGUAAAAACAUGCUGAAUAGCUAUACUGAUCUGCAGACUUAGAUAAUAGUGCUUCAUUUGAAUCCCCUUUACUGCUUUUUUGGGAUCGCAAAGAUUAGAGAACUUUCUGAGUAAUUUCUGGUUUUAUAAUUUAUUUGCUUCACACAAACUCACCUGCCUACUCAAAUUUGAAGUGUUCAUGGGGCACAACUGCAAGGCGUUUUAGUAUCUGUAUAUAGUGCAUAUAAUAAAUUCAAUUAAACAUUAUUUGAUACAUAUUUAACUUUUUUGGCAGUAGCUAAGUCAGUCACAAGUAAGCAUUUUCUAAUGUCCAUUAUAUCCCUUUAGAUAUGACUCAAAUCAAUAUUCUGAGUAGAUAACAUGUAUUAGUAUUUUUUGUCUGUAUGUCCUAGCACUGUUCAGCAGCAAACUUUUCUAGUUCUUGUUAAUUUUUUCUUUGUUAUACAAUGGAAGCACAAUGUUAUAUGGAAAGGUAGUUUUAAGCUAACAACCAGUGCACAGCCUCAGGUUUUAAAUUACAACCACAUUUGAUUACUAUCCUUAAAAACUACUAUUGAGUUGCUAAAAUUCUCAAUUUUUAAUUUGGCAGUUCCAGAGCUGCUUCUCUAUGUUGGUUUGCCAAAAAAAAAAAAAAAAGAAAAAAAAGAAAAAAAAAGAAAAAAUAGAAGUGUUAAAACAAAAGAUAUAUGUUUUGUGUAUACAGUAAAUGGACUAAUUCUUUAUAUUAAAUUCCUGUCUAUGCAUUUUGUGAGGUACAAACUUAUGUCACCGUGAAUGAUAGAGAAUUCCUGCCAUGCUUUUAGCUCAACAGUGAAAGUCUCUGUUUGGAUUAUUUCUGAAUUUUUUUUGUGUAAUUGACAGCUGAAAAAUCACAUGCUCUUAAAUAUGACAACAAAACACUGUAAGCCCAUUGGCUUAUUUCCUCUUCCAAUGAAAUAAAAAGGUUGCCAUAACAGCUCUUGGAAAUGAUUCUACACUGGAGAACGCAAGUUAGCCUAGCCGGAGCUUGUCUUGCUCCUCAGUUUUGCACCUUUGAUAAAAGAGUAUUUCUCUCUGGUUGCUGUACUUGUGAAGCCUAAAAGCAUGAUGGUCUGCUGUAAAGGACUUUCUCCUGGGAUUUUAUUUUUGUGUGGGGAAGAGAGAGUUUGGAAUAUGACAUCAUGUAGUAUGGUGAAAUGGAAGAUAAAGGUGCUGCGUCAGAUUAUUUAUCAGAAGAGUAUAAACCUUUUAAGGACAAUAUUAGAGUAUUUUAAUUGUUUUUGUUGAAACAUUUAUCUUGUUAAUUUCUAAGAGAAAAGGGUGACGUCAAUCAAAGCAGCACUUUUUUUCAAAAUAUACAGACAUAAAUAAUAUGAUGUGGCUGAGUGUUAACAUAAUAAAUCAUAUACAGUAUGACAUUUUAAAAGAAAUAAGUCUGCAUUGAUGUGAUUGCAUGCUUGUUUUUACAGUUCACUCCAUAUCCAUCUGUGGAAAAAUGCAAUAAUAUGUUAAUAUAAUAUGGUAGUUUGCGAGAACCAGGUAGGUGCUACUAGACACAUUGAAAACUAGUAUAGGUUUACAAGAUAUUCAUGUCUUUUGAAGCAUACACAAGGCUGGCGAAGGAAGUCAUUCAGUUUAAUACCAAAAAUAUGGGUUCUUGUCACAACAGUAAGUUAUAUUAGCUCCAGAACAGUAUCACAUACGACCAGGCUUUAUUUCAGGACCUGGGGCCCAGUUCAACUAAGCAUUUAAGCACAUGCUCAGCUUCGGGCGUUGGAGAAGUUCCACUGGACUGUAAGGCACUAUUCAUAUGCUUAAAAAUAAGUGCUUCCCUGGAUGAGGGCCUUCUUUGCUCAAGUGGAAUUCCCCACCAGCAUGGUGUUUAUGCCUUUUUUCAUUCUUCCUAAUUCCAGCUUGCUUGAAUAGUAGGGUUGUUACUUGAACCAUUACACAACCAAGGUCAGGCAAGACCUUCAAAAGCAGGAUUGCCCUUGGGGUAACAAUUUCAAACCAUUUUCUCCAGUGGCAUAGAAACAGCAUUUAAAUUUUGCAAAAAGAGAUAUAAACUGUACUGUUAAAAUAAGUUAUUUAAUUGGUUUUCAAUUAGAACUUCUCACACGUGCUCGUUUUUAACACAGUUGAUCUUCCAUUAUCUUGCACCUGGUGAUGUCCCUUGCAUCUGUGCAAUGCAGGUGUGAAAAACCCCACACCGAGCAUCCUACCUGGAUAGCACUUUGUAGGCCUCUCUGGUCUUCAUGGGUUUAAAUCGCUACGCUGGGUGUUAAGAGGCAUCCCUCUUUUUUUGUCGGCAGAACCAUGGCUCAACACUAAUGACAUUCAGUAGGCUAAAAGCCAGUCCUCUGUUGCCUUUGUCCAAGACCCCAUUCUGAAAUACUGCUUUUAUUACGGUGUGAGGGUUGAUUAUUACGGCGAAUGUGUAAAAUGGAGGCUCGGAAUGGGAACCGCCCUGGCUAAAAUCUAUGUGACUUCCUCCCAUACACACACUUGCAGAGUAGUUUUCUCAAGACCAGGUAGCUAGUUUCUGCCAGUGUACUGUUUACAGUGUCGGUUGCUGAUUGUUUUUAAACUUUUUGAUGUAGGUUUUCUUUUUUUUAAUGCUUCAAGAACAUUCUCGUGAUCUGAACAAGAAAAUUCUCAUGAAUUGAACAAGAAAGUGGUGCAUCAGAAGACAAGGGGUGCACCCUCCCACUCUUUUAGUGUCACCUGACAAACCAAGAAACAGUUUAAGGAACCUGAUGUUUAACUUGAGGCUCAGAAUUUAAUAUAGAACACUUAAAAAGUGUCCACAUUACUUAAGGAUGGUUCGUCUUGCACUGAGACUCCCUCUAUAAAGGAAUACGUGAAGAAAACCAACUUUUCUAAAUAAGACAUGAAAGUUAACAUCUUGUGUAUUUUCAUUACAGUAUUAUAUAUAUAUAUAACUAUUUCAAUGAAAAGAAAGGACAGAAUCAUCUGUAAUUAUGUAAUUCAUGAUUGUAACAGCACUGAAGUUACCAUGUACGCACAUGUACAGUAGCUAUUUCAACAGUUACAGUGUAGUUACAUGUAAUUCCCUGUAACAUAGCAGUUAUAGUGUAAUUUAGUGCCACUUAUUGUAAAGUGUUACCAAAAGGAAAACGGAGUUCUUACCUUUACAAUUCCAUUCAAAUUAAAGGUAAGUUUAUUAAAUUAGCACCAUAAAUCUGAUAUUGCAUUUCUUAAUUAAGGAGGUGAUUUAAAACUUCAUGUUCACACUGCAGCUUCCCCCACCGCUUACCCAGACUCCUCCAAGUGUCUAAUCUCUACACUCCUAGGAACUGGUAAUCUGUGAUGAACAUACCAAAAAUCCAGCUACUUCAACUUUAAUUGAAUAAGCUGUCUAAUAGAGAAAAACAAACAACAACAACAACAAAAAUAAAGAGUAAUGCUUUUUAUUAAGUGGCACAAAGUACACACUAAAAACUAUGCAAAAAUAUAGGUAAAUACAGUGUACUUACAUGUAAGUAUCUUGUACUUGCUGUGUAUGGAUAUUGGAAAACCAUGUAAUUAUAAUAUGCAUUUUGAUUAUUUCAAGCAGGGGGGUGACCCCUAACAGUCACAAGGACAAACUGGAAGGUACAUAUACAAGCAGUGGGUAUCCUAAUGCAAUAUGUGUAAUUCCUCUACUUGCAAUGACAACUAAUUUAUAAAGAUGCUUAUACCACUC
Molecule: messenger RNA, 6167 nt
Organism: Phalacrocorax carbo (great cormorant)
Lineage: Eukaryota; Metazoa; Chordata; Aves; Suliformes; Phalacrocoracidae
Source: RefSeq, a predicted model, not a curated record